This is a messenger RNA of Gamsiella multidivaricata, 2263 nucleotides long. RefSeq lists its product as uncharacterized. NCBI's taxonomy places the organism in Eukaryota, Fungi, Mortierellomycota, Mortierellomycetes, Mortierellales, Mortierellaceae. The transcript has a single exon. The coding region runs from base 128 to 2077 and encodes 649 amino acids. The record is from RefSeq and is a predicted model, not a curated record.
CUAUUUUUUGUUCCACUCCUCUUCCUUUUUUUUUUAAUCAUUUCCCACCACUUGGAAGUCCACUCGUCUUUCUCGUCAGUCUUUUUAUUCCCUUGUUCACACUACUCAAGUGUCCUGCUUGUCCUGCAUGCACUUGUCCUCGUCCUCCUCUACCAGUCCGCACACACUGCCUAUCUCGCUUCUAUCUCUUCAAGACUCCUCCGCCUCAGAUCCAGCCCUUUCCUCUUCCUUCCACUCUUCUCCGCAGACAGGAUGUAGCCGCUUGCUUCCCGAAGAAUGUCUCCAGGAGAUCUUUGUCUAUCUCGCUAGAGAUCUCUCAGCGCUCUAUUCCUUACUUCUCGUCUCAAAGACCUUCUUCCGCAUUGCUAUGCCGCUCCUCUAUGCGAGCCCGUUCGAUCUGCUAGAGUCCAACCAAGCAUGGUCCUCUCAGGAGCGCACAAAACGACAUGCCUCAUUGCUCUAUCUCCUCUUAAACUGCUGCUCAACCGGCCCCAACGAUCGCGAGCUCCUCCCGAACGAGCCACCAGUGAGCCAUCAUCCCUUCUGGGUGGAUCUGCCGCCGGUCUGCACUGCUUUUGAAGCUGCCCAUGAAUCCCUCAAAAGGCCCUUGGUUGACUACCUCUCAGCGUACCAUCACCACUUUUUGUGCAUGAACCUCUCAAGCACUUUUCGCAUCCUGUUCCCGAACAUCCAGCGGUACUCACCACCGUCACUGGUCCCACCAUCACUCUUGUCUACCAAUGUGAAACAUGAAGAAUACAGGCAACAAAGGCAACAAACACUCACAAACACGACUAUCACCAUGUUUACGCGCAACGAGAUCGAGCGGAAACUAUUACUCCAUCGGCCAGAGUGUAUCCGGACCAUCUCCCUACCGAUUCAGCGUUUGGUCGCAUUCCAGUCGAUCGGCUCAAAGCUCUCAGGCCUCGUCCGGUUCGAACUCUAUGGAAUCAGCUGGCACUUCAAUCUCGAUCCAGCAAUCGAAUUCUUGCAGGAACACUCUCGGCUCUUUGGCACGAUCCGCGAGCUCAAAAUGGCGGGACCUAAUGAUGUAAGAGUUAUGCAGAAACCGACUCUGCAUAAGAUCAUCAAAUUGAUCAAGCAUCCCAAAGUAAUCGAUCUCUCGAGAUACAAGGAGGCAACCAGGGACCUCAACACCUUCGAAUUUCAAGACAUCAGCAGUUUGGAGCAAUUGUUGUUUGAUCUCGAUUUCGUUCCGGCGCCGCAGUCGCCUGCUCCAGCGCACCAGAACACCGAUGCUACCCAGACCCAGACACUAUCCUUCGUAGGAACGACUGCGGCGCCGCCCCGAAUUUCAGACGCAGGGUUGGUGACACAAAACGAUCGUGCACUUGACCUAAUCAGACGCUGCGCCAAUCUGAGGACCCUUCACAUCGGAGUCCAGAACUCAACUGCAUUCUCAUGGGCUGUGGACCGCUACAACGCCGAUCCCUCGUCACUGCAAUCGAUCAAGGUCCUGCACUUGUCAUCUCACCGACCUACGACGGCCAAGCAGUUGGUCCAAGACUGCGCCUAUGCCUUCCGAGACUCUCUCGAGGACCUGAAGGGCGUUGCUCUUAAGCUGUCUGCUGUGGUUCCCUCGCCCUCAGAAACCUGGUUUGGUUGGUCUUGGACUCUGGGCCGAUUGACGACUCUGAGCCUGAAAGGCGAGCUGGCCGUUUGGUUCGACAUGGAAUCACUGGCCUACUGUCCGAAACUGACGGAGCUGAACCUGACUCUGCAUCCGUACUCGCCUCCGCGGGUGGAUCAUUUGGAGAAGGUGGUCAUGGCCCCGCAUUUAAAAGUACUCUCAUUGGUCGGGAGAUGGAUUUUGACGGAUAGGGUCAUGGAUAAACUGGGAGGAGGUUUGGAACAAUUGCAGAGAUUGGUAGUGGAUAAGUGCGAUUCGGACGCAUUGACAGUCGAUGGAUUUAUACGUGGAUUGGACAAGAUGAGGGCUCUGAGAGUCGUGGAGAUAGAACUUGGUGAGCGCACGGAGGAAGUUAUACGGGAAUGUCGAGCAACACAGACAGGACUAGGCAUCCAUGUGCGACUGAACGAUCUUUUGUCUGGUUAAGUAAAGAGUGCAACUCUCAAUCACUGACAAGCAUGGGAAGGGCCGAAAAGCUGAUAGCGAUAAGACAGCUUUGAAUAAAACAAUGUAGGAUCCUCAUUUUUGAUCGUUACCGUUGCGACUGGUGCUCGCAACUGGUUCUCGCGACUGGAUACAACAUCCUCAUCCUGUCUGUCCAUUUUCACCUCG